Molecule: messenger RNA, 2670 nt
Organism: Plasmodium inui San Antonio 1
Lineage: Eukaryota; Apicomplexa; Aconoidasida; Haemosporida; Plasmodiidae
Exons: 1
Coding region: 1-2670 (889 amino acids)
Source: RefSeq, a predicted model, not a curated record
AUGCGUGUUUUCAAAUUCACUAGCAUUGCACUUAUUCUGCCUUUUUUCAAGGCGAGGCACGGUUGUGCAGAUGUGACCCUUGAAGGGGAGUUCGAGUCUAAACUUGGUUACGAUGGCGAGCAAAUAGUUUAUAGUAAGAAACCCUUUAAAGGCAGCAUUUAUGCAUUUGCGCCUGUUAAGGGAAAGUGUGCAAUAAGCGUUCAGGAAAGCACGGAUGGAGUGGAAUGGGAAAAUAAUAGUAACAUCGAAGUGAAUCAUGAGUUUUCCGUGGCAAUUAUUUUUUCUGUGUUUACAACAGAUGAUAAGAUCAUGGUGAUUUUUAGAUGUUCUAACAUAUACUAUAUUGCGAAGAUGGGGGGAGAAAAAUUUUGGAAAAAUAUAGAACAAGUAACCUUUUCUGACUUCCCUGUGGAUGCAAUUCCGGCGGUGUACUCCGGGUCUUACUUACUUAUGAACAGCGAAUAUGAGAAAUUCAUUUUGGUAUGCGCGAGGGAGGACCCAAAUGGGAGCGAACAUGCCAGUGACGGCGAGGUGAAGGCGGUCCCCUUUUCAGAACUGCAGCUGUUGGGUAGAUGCAAAUUUUCGUUCGACGAGGGGCAGACAUGGACGGAGGGUGCAACUAGGAUGUACAGCGAUCAGUUGAGCAGUGAUGACCAGGGGGAGGAUAGUACAGAGUUCAGCCGCGAUAACGUGUGGGAGAGUGUUAAAGAGGUGAAUAUCUCAGCGGAGGAAGAGGUAAAGUUGGAGGACCAAGCCACGGAGAAAUCCCAACAAGGAGCAUCCCCAGGCAAGGCUAUCCACUUAAGUCUAACUCAAAUGGGAGGGAAGCUAGCCAUAAAAGCUGUAAAUGUUCUGAAUGAUAGUAACUCCACGAAGACAGUGAUACUCGUGUGCAACAGUCUGUACAAAAACGACCUCUACUGUGACAAGAUGAAGUUACAAAUUAAGGACGAGUACGUUUUGCACACAUACGCAAUGGUGAAUGGUUACCAUAUGGCCGUUCUGCGUGAAAAAAAUGGGACCCACUUGGUACCUUCAUUCGUUUACAACUUAAGCGAAACGUUUGAGCCGAUUCUUCAUUACAAGGAUGAGAAGGACAGGGAAGGCAAAAGUGAUGUAGACCCAGGAAGCGUAUUGGACAAAGCAGCAUACGAAUUUUUUCUGGACAAAGAAGAGAUGGUAUACCUAUUUUGUCACAAAGUAGGUGAAAAAACCAAAGUGAUAAAAAUAAACACCCCAAAGAGGAAGCCAGGGUGCGAAGUGCUCCCAGAUGGGGAAUCGAACAAGGGGUACUCUCAUACUUUUUCAAUUCAGAACAUGCAAGAUCAUCGCAUUUGUAAAAUGCCCACAUCAGAGCUUGGAACGACGAACGAUGGCUUGUUCAAAGUGUUCUACGUAACCUUGCCCAAAGGGGUAUCCCUAAAUGAUGAUUGCUUUACAUUUUCUUUUAGUAAAGAUCUGAAGAGUGAGUACCACACGACGGUGGUGAGGAAGACCAACGCUGGAAAUGCCACUCACGAAGGGGAAGUCCAGUUUUACUUCCCAUUGUACUACUCGAAAUUUUUGUACAACUAUAAAAAAACCUACUGCACGUUAAGCAAUGGGCUUAAAGUCGCUGUCGAGUUUGAUUACAUUAGAAACAUUCUGGACUUAAAUUAUGGCGACGAAAGUGAUGUCAUCAAAAUUAUUAGUAACGACAAUAUCCUGCAUCCUAAGAGGAGGUAUGUCCAGGAGAAAGGUGGAGAUAUAUUCCCCAUGGGGACUUAUGUAAACGCUUAUCUACCCUUUGAGAAAGAAUAUGUCAUUUCUAAUUUUGUCCCGAAGAGUGUAAAUGAGGCUACCACUAUGAUACUGCCCCAUGGGUCGAUGAGGAAGUUGCAUUUUGUACAGGGGGGUGAAGUACUGCCAUAUGAUGGCAUCGAUUUGUCCGAAGUCUCACCUAAUUAUAAAAAAUUGACCAAAGAUGAGCUGAACAGAAAAACAAUAGAUGUCAUCGUUUCCAACUUCAAAAGUGACGAAAAAAUUAUCGGAUUCGUUUGCCCCGUCAGUUCACCAGAUGAGGGGUUGACAUGCUUCGAUAAGGUGUACCUCCAGAAGGGGGUUCUCCACAACAUUGAAUUUGUCUUCGGCAGUAAUGACAUUUUUGUGAUCCCACAGAGGAGACUACUCCUGCCAGGUGGGAAGGAGGCCAUCGAGUCUCUGCUAUAUUUAAACAAACGCAACGUAGACAAACUGAAGAAGGAGAAACAUAUUAUUCAUUUUUUCUGUGAAUGUAACGGCAGUGAGGACACAGAAUCGGUGCGCGUAAAUUAUUACGUCUCGGCGCAUUACGACUCCGAAUUUGUUAAGGCACAAGUGGGAAAAGAUGGGGCAAGCGCCUUCAUUAAUGGGCACAUUAUGGCGCAAAGGGGGGAAGCGAGAAAAGUGGGUACACUUGACAAGAUGAACAAGAUAGCUGACUUGACCAGCUCUGACGCGGACGUUAAUCUGGACGAGGGUGUUCACAUGUUAGGGCAGAAUAUGCUGCUUAGCAUGCUGGGUGAUGGUAACUCACAGGGGGAUCGUCACGGUGUAAACGCUAACGUAUUGUACACCCUCAUCUGCACCUUUUUGGUACUUUUACUGUUGACCUUUUUGCAUCUAAGGUGGUUAAGUCAGAAGGGGUCUUAA